AUGAAUACCAAAAGUAUAGUCACACCCGGUCAAAGAUUAGGAUUUGCUCAAGAUUAUGCUGCCGGUUCUGGCACUUAUGUUCGUGGCAACUUGCUAUAUGCAAGUGUGGUUGGCGUGAAGCGUGUGUUGAAGCCAACAGCAGAAGGAGAGGCAAAGAAAAAACAAUCAGCCAUACCAGAAGAAUUUAGCAUUGUAACAGGCAAAGUUAUUCGUAUCACACCUAAAGAAGCUGUUGUAUCCAUAAUGGUAGUUGGUAAUUCCCCAUGUAAAGAAGAUUUUCAAGGAAUAAUACGUCAACGAGAUGUACGCGCAACAGAAAAAGACAAGGUCAAAAUUCAUAAUUCAUUUAGACCUGGAGACAUAAUCAGAGCAGAAGUGAUUUCGUUAGGAGAUGCUCGAUCUUAUUACUUGUCAACAGCCAAGAAUGAACUUGGAGUAAUUUAUGCGCAAAGUGUGGAAGGUGCCGCUAUGAUACCAAUAUCAUGGCAAGAGAUGCAAUGUACAAAAACGAAUACAAAAGAGCUUCGAAAAUGUGCGAAACCAUUUUGA
This is a messenger RNA of Funneliformis mosseae, 549 nucleotides long. Lineage: Eukaryota; Fungi; Glomeromycota; Glomeromycetes; Glomerales; Glomeraceae. The record is from the annotation of a GenBank genome assembly.